AUGGCUUUCUCCCAAUCACCCAAUCAUAGCCUCAUUUCCAUUUAUACGUAUUCCCAUUUCACACAAAAAUCACACGAUAGAAAGCACACACAACAUUUCUGAUUUCCCGGCAACUAAAUUUCUUUUGCUUAGAUUCCUCCUCCCUUCAACAGAUUCCCCGAUCAUUCCUCCAAAAUGUAUCGUCUUCCGCACCAUCGUCGUCAACGGCAGAGGCCGAAUAAUGGAUUCCUGGGCAAAAUGUGUAAGGAUUUCCAGCAUAUGUCGUGGGGCCCCAGCGGUCGUCCCAUGUUUGAUUUUAUGGUGCUGUCGACAGUGCCAUUUAUUACGGAUGGGUUGCGUUUCUUCAAGCGAUGCCACAAGCCCGAUCGCCGGGAGUUUAAGCGCACUGCCGUGGUCGUCGGAGUGGGCAUCCUUCUCAUAGGUUUGGUGGGAUAUAUCGUGAAGCUGCUGCAGAUACCCAUGAUCCUGAGCUCCUAUCAAAAUGAAAAAUAAAGUUUCAGUCUACCCCGA
Drosophila miranda is the source of this 510-nucleotide messenger RNA. RefSeq names its product protein transport protein SSS1-like. The record is from RefSeq and is a predicted model, not a curated record. Gene Ontology annotation, cellular component: membrane; Ssh1 translocon complex. Gene Ontology annotation, molecular function: transmembrane protein transporter activity. The transcript has 2 exons. Gene Ontology annotation, biological process: post-translational protein targeting to membrane, translocation; protein targeting. The coding region runs from base 175 to 492 and encodes 105 amino acids. NCBI's taxonomy places the organism in Eukaryota, Metazoa, Arthropoda, Insecta, Diptera, Drosophilidae.